This is a messenger RNA of Prinia subflava (tawny-flanked prinia), 2035 nucleotides long. It is a transcript of the gene RNPC3, whose product is annotated as RNA binding region (RNP1, RRM) containing 3. Gene Ontology annotation, molecular function: protein binding; pre-mRNA intronic binding; U12 snRNA binding. The coding region runs from base 37 to 1629 and encodes 530 amino acids. The transcript is spliced from 15 exons. NCBI's taxonomy places the organism in Eukaryota, Metazoa, Chordata, Aves, Passeriformes, Cisticolidae. The record is from RefSeq and is a predicted model, not a curated record. Gene Ontology annotation, cellular component: U12-type spliceosomal complex. Gene Ontology annotation, biological process: mRNA splicing, via spliceosome.
UCGGGCGGCGCGCGGCGGGGCCGGCCGUGCGCGGCGAUGGCGGCGCCGGGCGCUGAGGGGCUGCGGGCGGGCGGCGCGGGGCCCGCGGGCGGCCCGGGGCUGGGCCCGGGGCUGGGCCCCGUCCCGGGCCCCGUCCCGCCGCACCCCGGCGUCUCGAGGCGACGCGGGCGCACGCUGCUGGUGCGGCACCUGCCCGCCGAGCUGACGGCGGCGGAGAAGGAGGAUCUGCUGCAGCACUUCGGGGCCGUGUCUGUGCGCGUCCUGUCGGACCACGGGCGGCUGAAACAUACCGCUUUUGCCAGCUUUCCCAGUGAAAGUGCAGCUGCAAAGGCUUUAUCCAGACUGCAUCAGCUGAAACUUUUGGGUCACACGUUAGUUGUUGAAUUUGCGAAGGAGCAAGAGAGCGCACAGGUGCUCAGUCAGGCUUCUGUCUCAGACAAGCGCAAAAGUUUAGAAGAACCAGUGAAAGAAGAAGAGAAGAUAGAACCAAACUGUGUUAAAAUAGAGAAUGGAAUUGCACCCAGCCAUGGCCUCACCUUUCCCAUCAAUUCUUGCCUCAAAUAUUUGUAUCCACCACCUUCAAGUGCAAUUCUAACAAAUAUAGCAAAUGCCUUGGCAAGUGUGCCCAAAUUUUAUGUCCAGGUACUUCAUCUGAUGAAUAAAAUGAAUCUUCCUCCACCUUUUGGACCAAUUACUGCUCGCCCUCCCAUGUAUGAAGAGUAUUUGCCAGUGCCUGUGCCACCUCCCCCAGUGCCACCGCUGCCUCCUGAAGAGCCUCCUUUGCCUGAAGAGGAAGGAGGACUGUCUAGUGGGGAUGAGUCAGAAUAUGAAAGUGAUGAUGAUGAGGAAAAGGAGAGAAUGACCAAGUUGAUGGAAUUAGCAACCCUUCAGCCUAAAAGACCAAUAAACACAAAGAAACGUGGUGUUAGAAAAAAGCAAAGAAUUAAAGACAUGUUGAAUGUUCCCGUGUGUACUUCUCACAGUAACUCGCACCCUACACUGUCACCUUCAGAUGUCUUUGAGCAGCCGCAGCACGUAGGUCAUAAAAAAAUAGAGUUUCACAUUAGUACUGAGAUCCCAGCUGUUCUUCAGAGAAACUCAGAAAAAGAAGAAAAAAAUGACCUUUGUGCAACCACAGAAGAAAUCAAUAAUACAGGCUUUGGAAGGAUUUUCCCAGCUCCUAGCUCAAAUAAUAAAAUGGAAACUGAAGAGGAGGAUGAUGAAAUACCAUCCGAAUUUAUUUCUAGAAAGGAUCUAGAAAAAAACAGACUUUCUAGAGAAGAAAUGGAAAAAUAUUCUGUUUUCAGAAACUAUGAGCCAGGUGAUCCAAAUUGCAGGAUAUAUGUGAAGAAUUUAGCUAAGCAAGUUCAAGAAAAGGAUCUUAAGUUCAUUUUUGGACGAUAUGUUGACUUUGAGUCAGAGGUGGAACGAAAUAUGUUUGAUAUCCGUCUGAUGAAAGAGGGCCGGAUGAAGGGACAGGCCUUCGUUGGACUGCCCAAUGAGAAAGCAGCUGCUAAAGCACUAAAAGAAGCAAAUGGCUAUGUCUUAUAUGAGAAACCCAUGGUGGUUCAAUUUGCUCGUUCAGCUAGACCAAAACAGGAUGCCAACGAAGGGAAAAGAAAAAAGUAAAACACUGCACAGAAACAUUCCUGCGUAAAUACUGCAGUAAUACUGUCAUGCAGAGUGUAUCCUUUCUUGUUGUAUCCUUUUUUGUGCAAUGUUUCCUGUAGCACUCAACUGCAUCUUAAGUUUUCAUAUAGAGUAGGUGGAAUGGGGAGGAGUUAACAUUUUAAUCUAAUAAUUUUAAAAAGCAAAUUUUUUUCAGGGGGGAAAAAGAAACCAAUGAGUUGUCUGUGUUGUGUGAAUAGACACAAUGAAGGUUCUUGUUCUUAAAAGGUGGCCUUCUUCUUCCUCAGAUACCCUACUAAUUUGUGGUCCUAUUCCUUAGUGGAACAGUUCUAGCUCAUACCAGCUGAUCAGUGUGAAGCUGUGCUGACUCACACUGACCUUGUUUUUCUUUAAAUACAUAUUAUUA